Messenger RNA from Nestor notabilis (Kea), 2433 nucleotides. It is a transcript of the gene FASTKD5, whose product is annotated as FAST kinase domains 5. Gene Ontology annotation, molecular function: RNA binding. The record is from RefSeq and is a predicted model, not a curated record. Gene Ontology annotation, biological process: mitochondrial RNA processing; regulation of mitochondrial mRNA stability. The transcript has a single exon. Gene Ontology annotation, cellular component: ribonucleoprotein granule; mitochondrial matrix. Bases 1 to 2433 code for a protein of 810 amino acids. NCBI's taxonomy places the organism in Eukaryota, Metazoa, Chordata, Aves, Psittaciformes, Psittacidae.
AUGGCUACAGUGCUAAUAUGCCGAAGAUUUCCAAGGCUCAGCAGGGUGACCACAUUCUCAACUACAGCCAAGUGCAAGGCCAAGAGUGGAAGCAGCAAAAGUGAGGAGGAAAAGGAAGAGACCCCAGAAAGACCCACCACCAGAAGUGAAUCUACAGCCACAAUCCAGUUGCUGAAUCCACUGGACUACAGAGUGCUGUAUAAUCCAUCUGCUUAUGCCCGAAGCAGAGCUGCCUCCCAGCAGCAUGCUGCUGCGAGCUGCGGUGACACCUUCACCAGCCCUGGCACCACACAGGUUCAGCACACAGUUGGUUCCACCCCUUCUCAAGCUUGGCCACCCGUCAGAAAGGCCCUGCCAAAGCCCAGGUCCAAACCAGUCCUCAAGCAGAACAUCUCAGCGGGUCUCUCUGCAGCACACACCAAGGAGGAAGCAGAAGAGGAGAAAUCGGAGCUGCACGACUCCAAGGAGGACCCACGUGUGUUUCAGAAGGGGAGGCCUGAAUACAGAUCUCUCAGCUAUGACAAGUCUGAGCCAGUAGAGACCCUUCCUUUAGAAGAAGGUGACUCCAUUUUACGCAGCGUGGCCACCUCCAAGGGCAGCCAGAGCCCGGCAACUAUCACAGAUCACUUUGUCAAGCUGAGUCGUUUGCCAGUGGAACAACACGCAGCGUUGGUGUCCAACCCCAGGUUUAACCAACUGUGUCAGUGUGCUGUCAAAAGCAUGGGAUUGUUCAGCACUUCAGAUCUCAUCCAUGUUCUGAAGGCUUGCGUCCGUCUGGUUGUCCCACCAACCCACCCUCUGUUGAAUGCAUGUGAGGAUGAGUUCUGCCGGCGGGUGUGGGACAUGAACCUGGACCAGGUACUGCUGGUGGCUGACUGCUGGCGCUGCCUGGAGCGUAGUGUGCCUUCCUACCUCAGCAUUUUGUUCAGCUAUGCCAACAUGCACUGGAAAGACCUCACUUUGCCCCACUUUGUUCAGCUCCUUUAUAUCAUAGGGGAAGGCCGGAGGUCACCUGCAGACUUGAUGCAGAAGGUGGAGAGCAUGAUUCUGAAGCACUUGGAUUCCUUCACCUUGGAGGAGGUGGGUGCUAUCUGCUUGGGGCUCUUCAAGUCCCUCAGUGGUAUCUCUGACCACGUCAUGAGAAGAAUUGCAGACAGAGUCUCCCUGCAGAUGGAAGACAUGAGCACUUAUGCUUUGGUGAACGUGCUUAAGGUACUGCGCUACACUCGCAUGGACCACUUACCCCUCUUGAAGGAACUUGGGAAGGUUAUUCCCGCUCGGAUUCCUGCAAUAAACAUCCAGGGCAUCAUGCACAUCACUCUUACCUGUUCAUCCCUACACUACUUUGAUGAAGGCAUUAUGGCUGCUGUGGCCAUGUUGUUGCCUUCUAAGGUGGCUUACUGCCGAAGCAAAGACGCUGCCAAGUUCUUGUGGUCCUUUGGGUGCCUGGACUAUGAACCUCUGAAUGAGGAAGAGUUUUACUCCAGCCUGAUAGAGCAGAUGCAUAGAAAACUCCAUGAAUUUGCAAAGUUUCCAGAGCAUCUCCUUACUGGUUUACUUGGCCUGGCAUUUGUCAAACGCUUCCCAGAGGAGCUGAUAGACUAUGCUUUGAGGGAUGAGUUUAUCCAGAGAACGAGAAGUAGUAAAUACGAGCUCCAAAAGGACCUGUUCACCCUUAGUAAGAGUGUUGAAAUUGAGUGCCCAAACUAUCAAGGCAGCCGCCUUCCAGCUCAGCUUUCCCAAGAGAUUACUGAGAUGGUUUUGACUUUUGCAGAGCAAGAAAUCUACGUCAGGCCUGAAAUUGUGGAAGCCACAUCUCUUCUCGAGAGCAUGUUGGGUGGCCGCGAGUAUGUGAAGAACCACAUGAUCCUGCCUCACACGAGAUCCAGUGAUCUGGAGGUCCAUUUGGCUAUGGAUGGACAUCCCAUCCCUUUCAACUUUAAAGAUGCUGUUGGAGAUAAGAAACUAAGAGACAUUGGAGUUAGUUUAACAGAUGACUUAAUGUCUCAGCUUAUAAAAGGGAGAUCUGACAUCCAGGCUCCCAUGGAAGUGGAUAACGAAGCCAGGGCUCACAGGCAGGAGCGAGGGGAGCAAGGCUGGACACCAGGCUCAGGGAGGGAUCGUGCUGUGCUUUCAGGUGCUUCUCUUGCAGAUGCCUGCCUUGAAGCCUCCCCAUCUCUUAGGCCAAACAGGCAUCCUCGAGGGCUGAAACUGGCCAUUCAGGUGUCCAACAGAAACCACUACUGCUACUGCUCCAAACGCCUCUUGGGGCUGCACCGCCUGAAACGGCGGCAGCUGCAGCAGUUGGGGUACGUGGUGGUUGAACUUCCCUUCUGGGAAUGGUUUCCCCUGCUCAAACGCACGCGGCUGGAGAAACUGAGCUACCUCCAUUACAAAGUGUUCGACCCAGCACUGCUGGGCAGGGCUGCUUAG